AUGUUCUCUCCGGCAUUGAGGACAAACCGCGCUGCUCCGCUGCGGAGUCUCGCCUUCUCGAGGGCCGUGAUUGCGAAGAGAGCAGUUACCACCGAUGCAGCGAGCGCGCAUGCUGAUAAGGAUGCUGUUCCGGAGGAGGAUAACAAGCCCUUCACAGUGCACCUCUCCGACGAGAGCUUCGAAACCUACGAGAUUGACCCUCCCCCGUACACCCUCGAGACUACGAAGAAGGAGUUGAAGAAGAUGUAUUACGACAUGGUUUCGACCCGCCGCAUGGAAAUGGCCGCCGACAGACUCUACAAGGAGAAGAAGAUCCGCGGUUUCUGCCAUCUCUCCACCGGCCAGGAAGCCGUUGCCACCGGUAUCGAGCACGCCCUGACCAAGGAGGACGAUGUCAUCACAGCUUACCGCUGCCACGGCUACGCUCUCAUGCGUGGCGCCACCGUCAAGAGCAUUAUCGGCGAGUUGCUGGGCCGCCGCGAGGGCAUCGCUUACGGAAAGGGUGGCUCCAUGCACAUGUUCGCCAAGGGCUUCUACGGCGGGAACGGUAUCGUCGGUGCCCAGGUCCCGGUCGGUGCCGGGUUGGCCUUUGCGCACAAGUACAACGGCAACAAGAAUACGAGCGUGGUGUUGUAUGGUGACGGUGCCAGUAACCAGGGUCAGGUGUUUGAGGCUUUCAACAUGGCCAAGCUGUGGAACUUGCCAGUCUUGUUCGGUUGCGAGAACAACAAAUACGGCAUGGGUACAGCAGCCAACCGCUCCUCCGCCCUAACCGACUACUACAAGCGUGGCCAGUACAUCGCCGGACUCAAGGUAAACGGCAUGGACGUCCUCGCUGUCAAGGCCGCCGUGGCCUACGCCCGCGCCUUCGCCACCUCCGGUAACGGGCCCCUCGUCCUCGAAUACGUCACCUACCGCUACGGAGGACACUCCAUGUCCGACCCGGGUACCACCUACCGCACACGCGAGGAGAUUCAGCGCAUGCGCUCCACGCAGGACCCAAUCGCCGGCCUCAAGCAGAAGCUGAUUGAGUGGAACGUGGUCAGUGAGGAGGAGCUGAAGCGCAUCGACAAGGAAGCCCGAGCGGAUGUUGACGCGCAGGUGAAGGAGGCCGAGGCCAUGCCGCCGCCGGAGCCGACGUCCAAGAAUCUAUUCGAGGAUAUCUAUGUUCGGGGGAGCGAGCCACAGUUUAUGAGAGGACGGACGCUGGAGGAGAAUUACUACUACUAG
Drepanopeziza brunnea f. sp. 'multigermtubi' MB_m1 is the source of this 1230-nucleotide messenger RNA. RefSeq lists its product as uncharacterized. The record is from RefSeq and is a predicted model, not a curated record. Gene Ontology annotation, biological process: pyruvate decarboxylation to acetyl-CoA. Gene Ontology annotation, cellular component: intracellular membrane-bounded organelle. Gene Ontology annotation, molecular function: pyruvate dehydrogenase (acetyl-transferring) activity. Lineage: Eukaryota; Fungi; Ascomycota; Leotiomycetes; Helotiales; Drepanopezizaceae.